AUGGCCGCCGCGGCCGCCCCCCGCAGCCUCCUGCUGCUCCUCCAGGUGCUCGGGCUCGCCCUGGCGCAGAUGAGAGGUCCGCCCGGAGAACCGGGGCCCCCGGGCCCCCCAGGGCCGCCGGGAGUGCCUGGAUCUGACGGCAUCGACGGUGACAAGGGGCCCCCGGGGAAAGCUGGCCCUCCGGGACCUAAGGGAGAGCCUGGCAAAGCAGGGCCAGAUGGGCCCGACGGGAAGCCUGGGAUUGAUGGUCUAACUGGAGCCAAGGGGGAGCCUGGCCCCAUGGGGAUCCCUGGAGUCAAGGGCCAGCCUGGUCUCCCAGGUCCCCCUGGUCUGCCAGGCCCUGGCUUUGCUGGACCUCCUGGGCCACCCGGACCUGUUGGCCUCCCAGGCGAGAUUGGAGUCACAGGCCCCAAGGGGGAUCCUGGACCAGAGGGGCCAUCGGGGCCCCCAGGGCCACCCGGCAAACCGGGCCGACCUGGAACCAUCCAGGGCCUGGAAGGCAGCGCGGAAUUCUUGUGUCCAACCAACUGUCCAGCGGGGGUGAAAGGCCCCCCAGGGCUGCAGGGAGUGAAGGGGCAUCCUGGCAAACGUGGGGUUCUGGGAGAUCCUGGCCGCCAGGGGAAGCCGGGUCCCAAAGGAGAUGUGGGUGCCUCUGGAGAGCAAGGCAUCCCUGGACCACCGGGUCCCCAGGGCAUCAGGGGCUACCCGGGCAUGGAGGGACCCAAAGGAGAGACGGGUCCUCGUGGGUACAAAGGCAUGGUGGGCUCCAUUGGUGCCUCUGGGUCACCAGGUGAGGAAGGUCCACGGGGGCCACCAGGCCGAGCAGGGGAGAAGGGCGAUGUGGGCAGCCAAGGUGUUCAAGGACCCCAGGGAAUAACAGGCCCAAAGGGAGCAACCGGCCCUCCAGGCAUCGACGGCAAGGACGGGACCCCAGGCACACCUGGCAUGAAGGGCAGUGCAGGACAGGCGGGGCGGCCAGGAAACCAAGGCCACCAGGGCCUAGCGGGUGUGCCAGGCCAGCCCGGGACAAAAGGAGGUCCAGGAGACAAGGGUGAACCAGGCCAGCAGGGCCUCCCUGGAUUCUCUGGUUCUCCUGGGAAGGAGGGAGAGCCAGGACCUCAAGGAGAAAUUGGACCCCGAGGCGUCAUAGGGCAGAAGGGUGACCAGGGUGAGAGAGGGCCUGUGGGGCAGCCAGGCCCUCAAGGACGGCAGGGACCCAAAGGGGAGCAAGGCCCUCCCGGAAUUCCAGGGCCCCAAGGCUUGCCAGGCAUCAAGGGAGACAAGGGCUCCCCAGGGAAGACCGGACCCCGCGGCAGCGUGGGCGCCCCGGGGGUGGCCGGCCUCCGGGGAGAGAAAGGCGAGAAGGGAGAGUCUGGCGAGCCGGGGCCCAAGGGACAGCAAGGAGUCCGCGGAGAACCCGGCUACCCGGGCCCCAGCGGGGAUGCGGGCGCCCCCGGGGUGCAGGGCUACCCGGGCCCCCCCGGCCCUAGAGGACUGGUUGGAGACCGAGGCCUGCCCGGACUGCCCGGGAGACAGGGAGUGGCGGGUCGAGAUGCCAGCGACCAGCACAUAGUGACCGUGAUGAUGAAGAUGAUGCAAGAGCAACUGGCAGAGGUCGCUGUGAGUGCCAGGCGGGAGGCCCUGGGUGCAGUCGGGAUGGUGGGUCCUCCAGGACCCCCUGGGCCUCCUGGGUAUCCAGGCAAGCAGGGACCCCAUGGGCACCCUGGCCCUCGGGGUGUCCCUGGCAUCGUGGGAGCCGUGGGUCAGAUUGGCAACACAGGGCCCAAGGGAAAACGCGGAGAGAAGGGUGACCAGGGAGAGAUGGGACGCGGGCACCCUGGGAUGCCAGGGCCCCCGGGGAUCCCAGGACUCCCUGGCCGGCCCGGCCAGGCAAUCAACGGCAAGGAUGGAGCUCGAGGGUCCCCAGGGGCCGCAGGAGAAGUAGGCCGGCCAGGCCUGCCAGGCCCCGUGGGGCUGCCAGGCUUCUGUGAGCCUGCAGCCUGCCUUGGAGCCUCAGCCUAUGCCUCCGCACGCCUCACGGAGCCUGGAUCCAUCAAAGGGCCAUGAGCGCGAGGCCAGGAUAGAGCCUGGCGGGCAUCCUGGGGGGAAAGGACUGGGUUUCCUCUGGGUGGACAUGCAUCCCAGCCCUCAGACCAGGAAGCCAGCCUCCCCAGGACCUUCCAUCUUGGACCCUGGAGUUCUGAGAAAAAGGAAAUUCUAAAAUAUGGGGGAAGGAGAGGGCGGGCAUUGGAAUGAGAAGGUGAGGCCAACAGACAGGGCAAAUGUCACUGGAGAGUCCCAGUUCCAAAGAGAUGGGUGGCUUUCCUUCCCAGAGCCCAACUCAGAAGUUACCAAAACAAAUGUCUCCUUAAUCUUGCCAUCCUCCAGUGGCCAUCCUCUUUGGGGUGGGUGUACUGAGGUCUCUGAUGGUCCCUGAUCCCACCUCCUUCCCCUGGACUUGCUGGGUGACUGCUGGUGGGUGACUACCCUGAGGUUGCUGUCCUGAAGCCAGCCCCACUAC
Messenger RNA from Enhydra lutris kenyoni (northern sea otter), 2521 nucleotides. Its product is annotated as collagen type IX alpha 2 chain. The record is from RefSeq and is a predicted model, not a curated record. NCBI's taxonomy places the organism in Eukaryota, Metazoa, Chordata, Mammalia, Carnivora, Mustelidae.